UUCAAAUCCAAACGAGUUCCAUUUUAGCAUCAAGACAAUGGUAACCGUUUUGUCUAAGAGAAAACCAAAAGCCCCGAAAAAGAUCGAGCCGAAAAGGGGUUGUUUUCGAUCAUGUGUGGCAUGGUUUGUGUAUCCUCUUCCAACCGCUCUCUUUUUCAUGAUUCUUAUGUUUGUUUGGUCGUCGUCGACCACUUACAUUUCGGGCAGGAUCAUGCAUGUUUGUGUCUCGUCUCGUAAGCUGACCAACCUCUAUUGUCUCUCGGCCACCACACAACCGAACGACAAGUUCCAGCUUCCGUUCACGAAUUCUAGUUCUCCUCUGGAGAACGGAAUUCCUGUUUUUGAAGAAAAACUAAAAAAGAGUUUGGCGAAUUCGGCCUUGGAUGACAAUUCGGUUAACCUUAACCGGAACCUCAAAGGCGAGUCCAAAGAAGAUGAUGAUAGUGUUGUUCGAAACCAAAGUGAUGGGAAUAAUGGGCUUGAGGCCGUCGAUGACCUCAAAGGUGAUUCUAAUGGAGUUUCCAAAAAUCCUCUAAAUGGCAGUCUUGAUGAAAUAAAGAAUGCGAGGGAAGUUGUCGAAGAGUAUCUUCGAGUCCAGAGAUCGUGGGCCGCUAAUCAAAACUGGAAUCAGAACCAAAACCAAUGUUAUGGUCGAGGAAUCUAUGUCUAUGAGUUGCCACCAAAGUUCAACAAGGAUUUGGUGGCUCAAUGUCAUGAUAUGGUUCCUUGGGUUGAUAUGUGCAACUAUUUUAGUAACAACGCGCUUGGUGAGCCCAUACCGGAGCUUGGGAACCGAUGGUUCAAGACUCAUCAGUACUCGUUGGAAUUGAUAUUCCAUUCGCGAGUUUUAAAGCACCCGUGUCGUGUUUACGAUGAAAACCAAGCAAAACUCUUUUAUGUUCCAUAUUAUGGUGGUCUAGACAUCUUGAGAUGGCAUUUCAAGAAUGUAUCUAAUGAAGUCAAGGAUACUUUGUCUUAUGAACUUGUAAAUUGGCUAGAAAUGCAAAAAUCAUGGGACAAGAAUCUAGAAAAAGAUCAUGUCUUUGUUUUGGGGAAAAUUUCUUGGGAUUUUAAGAGGAAGGAUCACACAUCAUGGGGGACUAGAUUUCUCGAGCUCGAGCUCGAGGAGAUGCAAAACCCGAUAAAGCUCAUGAUCGAACGACAACCAUGGGAGCUCAACGACAUCGGGAUCCCUCACCCAACUCACUUCCACCCACACUCAGACGACGACAUCCGUGCAUGGCAACGUAAAAUCAUCUCAUCAAACCGUCGAAGCCUCAUCAGUUUUGCAGGCGCCGCCCGUCCUGACGCUCAUGACAACAUUAGGGCUAUCUUGAUAGACCAAUGCACAUCAGCAACCGAGGAACAAUGUAAGUUCUUCGAUUGCAAAACAAAGCAAUGUGACGAGCCCAAAUCACUAAUAGGGCUAUUCACGGAGUCUGAAUUCUGUCUUCAGCUUCCAGGCGAUAGCCCUACUAGGAAGUCAGUGUUUGACUCAUUGGUGUCGGGGUGUAUCCCCGUCCUUUUUGACCCAUUUACGGCUUACUAUCAAUAUCCCUGGCAUUUGCCCGAGGAUCAUGGGAAGUAUUCGGUUUUUAUCGAUCAAGAAGAAGUGAGGAAGAUGAAGGUGAAUGUGGUGGAAAGGUUGAUGAAGGUGCCAUUGAAGGAGAGGGAUGAUAUGAGAAGAAACAUUGUAUAUGAUUUGAUGCCAAAACUAGUUUAUGGAGAUGAAGGUGCAAAGUUUGAAUUGUUUCAAGAUGCAUUCUCCAUUACAAUGAACAAUGUGAUGGAGAGGGUUAAAAGCUUGAAGCCUUGA
Messenger RNA from Helianthus annuus (common sunflower), 1816 nucleotides. RefSeq names its product xyloglucan-specific galacturonosyltransferase 1. The record is from RefSeq and is a predicted model, not a curated record. Gene Ontology annotation, molecular function: glycosyltransferase activity. The transcript is spliced from 2 exons. NCBI's taxonomy places the organism in Eukaryota, Viridiplantae, Streptophyta, Magnoliopsida, Asterales, Asteraceae. The coding region runs from base 38 to 1816 and encodes 592 amino acids.